This is a messenger RNA of Fonsecaea multimorphosa CBS 102226, 1773 nucleotides long. RefSeq lists its product as uncharacterized. The record is from RefSeq and is a predicted model, not a curated record. The transcript is spliced from 4 exons. Gene Ontology annotation, biological process: transmembrane transport; nucleobase transport. Bases 1 to 1773 code for a protein of 590 amino acids. Gene Ontology annotation, cellular component: plasma membrane. NCBI's taxonomy places the organism in Eukaryota, Fungi, Ascomycota, Eurotiomycetes, Chaetothyriales, Herpotrichiellaceae. Gene Ontology annotation, molecular function: nucleobase transmembrane transporter activity.
AUGCGCUCCCCUUCUCCUCAACAUGCCGCCCUCGAACUCGACGACUUUGCAACGUCCUCUUCGGAUGGGCUUUCACGCCGGGAAGCCGCCGAACCUCUACUGUCACAGUCGAAGGAUCUAGUUGGGUUGCCGUCCGAGAUCCCAACUAUGCCCAGAUUCCAUAAAUCCACGGCUGCUCGCCUGCUCUCGAUGCUGCAGACAGAAUCGGAGCCUGGCCUCACAAAUGCUCAACUGAUGCUCACCAAUCAUGACUUGAAGCCAGUUGAGCCACAGCGACGCCAGUGGACGGCUUGGAGUUUUGUCGCCUUCUGGAUUGCCGACUCGUUCAACAUUAACACCUGGAUGAUUGCUUCAACCUUGCUCACCUCUGGCCUUGCCUGGUGGCAUGCAUUGAUUUGUAUCCUGAUUGGGUACUCGAUCUCUGCCAUGCUGGUCUGCUCGACCGCGCGAAUAGGAGCCACCUAUCAUAUCUCCUUUCCCGUCGUUUGUCGCGCAUCCUUCGGUAUCUGGGGUUCGCUGUGGCCGGUCUUCAAUCGAGCCGCCAUGGCCUGUGUCUGGUAUGGCGUACAAGCUUGGAUCGGUGGCCAGUGCAUCACUUUGACGAUUCGGUCGAUCUGGCCCUCCUUCUAUACGCUGCAGAAUGGUAUCCCUCAUUCGGGCACCAACACAAGGGACUUUGUGGGGUUCUUCAUUUUCUGGAUUGCAUCUCUCCCUGCAAUCUGGUUUCCCGUCCACAAGAUUCGCUACCUCUUCAUCGUCAAGUCCUGCUCUGUGCCCGUAGCUGGACUUUCUCUUUUUGUGUGGGCGGUUGGCCGUGCACACGGCAUGGGUCCGAUCGUGAAAGAGCCGGCGACUGUCUCGGGCUCUGCGCUUGCACGGGGUUGGCUGGUCGGCAUCAUGAGUUCUAUUGCCAACUUUGCAACGCUGAUUGUCAAUAAUCCGGAUUUCUCCCGUUUCGCCGGAAAGCCACGAGAUGCUCUUUGGACGCAAUUCUUCACCAUCCCCAUUGGGUUUGUUAUGACCUCUUUUGUAGGUAUUAUUGUGACCUCCUCAUCCAAAGUCAUCUAUGGUACAGCCAUCUGGAACCCCUUGGACCUCCUCUCUCAGUUUCUUCUGGACGACGCUACGUCAGCUGAGAGAUUUGGCGUCUUCAUGAUUGCGCUCGCUUUUGCCCUUGCCCAGCUUGGAACGAACAUUGCGGCGAAUAGUGUUUCAGCAGGUACGGAUCUGGCAGCUUUAUUACCCAAGUACCUCAACAUCCGCCGAGGAGGCUACAUCUGUGCAAUUAUCGGCCUCUGCAUGUGCCCAUGGAACUUGUUGAAAACGUCGAACAAUUUCACGACAUACCUGUCAGCUUACAGCGUCUUCCUGUCUUCGAUUGCGGGCGUCAUCAUCUGCGACUACUACCUCGUGCGCAAGGGCUAUUACUCGCUGAGAGAUCUCUACUCGGCUGGGGCAGGCUCACCAUAUUACUAUCAACUCGGCAUAUCAUGGCGGGCAUACACUUCGUACGUAUGCGGCGUCCUCAUCAACGUCGUUGGAUUUGCUGGUGCGGUUGGUGCCAAAGUGCCUAUGGGCGCGAAGUAUAUCUACAGAGUGGACUUUUUCGCUGGGUUUGUGGUCUCCUCAAUCGUGUAUUAUGUCCUGUGUUUGAUCAAGCCCGUCCCCGCGACGAGCUCCGUGUGGUGCGAAAAGGGUGACGAAGCUGAUGACCGGUUCAGCGUGGUCAAUCCGCUGGAUGCAGGAUAUGAGAUAUCUGAUUAUCCUGUAUAA